AUGGCAACCCCCAACCACACUAGUCCCAGCCAUUCACUCUUCAUUCUGCUGGGGAUCCCUGGCCUGGAAGACCAGCACACAUGGAUCUCCCUCCCGUUUUUUCUUUCCUACCUUGUUGCUGUCCUAGGGAAUAUCCUUCUUGUCUUCAUCAUCAUGACUGAACGCAGCCUCCAUGAGCCCAUGUACUUCUUCCUCUGCAUGCUGGGUGUGGCGGACCUCAUCCUGUCCACUACCACUGUGCCCAAAGCCCUGGCCAUAUUCUGGUUCCAUGCUGGAGAGAUUUCCCUUGAUGGUUGUGUCACCCAAAUCUUCUUUAUCCAUGCCACCUUCAUUGCUGAAUCAGGAAUUCUGUUGGCCAUGGCAUUUGACCGCUAUGUAGCCAUCUGUGACCCAUUGCGCUAUACCACAGUGCUCAGUCAUGCAGUAAUCAUAAGGGUUGGUCUGGCUGUGGUCCUGAGGAGUUUCUCUGUGAUCCUUCCAGAUGUGUUCCUGGUGAAAAGACUGCCUUUCUGUCAUAGCAACGUGCUACCACAUACCUACUGUGAGCACAUGGCUGUUGCCAAAUUUGCUUGUGCUGAUAUUCGUGUCAAUGUCUGGUAUGGCUUGUCUGUCCUUCUCUCUACUGUAGUGGUAGAUGCCUUGCUCAUCUUAGUUUCCUACAUCUUCAUCCUUAAUGCAGUCUUCCGUCUUCCCUCCCGAGGAGCUCGGCAAAAGGCCCUAGGCACAUGUGGCUCCCACCUUGGUGUCAUUUCCAUGUUUUACUUGCCUGGCAUUUUUACCAUAAUUGCCCAGCGGUUUGGGCAUCAUGUUCCUCCUUAUAUCCACAUUCUGCUGGCAAAUGUCUGCAUGUUAGCUCCUCCUAUGUUAAACCCCAUCAUUUAUGGUGUUAAGACCAGGCAGAUUCGAGAAUGUGUGGUUAGUACUUUGUCUUCACAGUGGAAACUCUGCUGAGUUUGUAUGACAGGUGAUAUGAUUAUCAACAUAGGAUAUUGCAAUUCCUUUGCUUACUUUGUAGAGAUUUAUGAAGUAAGGGUUGUGUUGACUGUGAGCAAAAUUAUUUGUUGUGAUUUUGAAAGAUAGAA
Messenger RNA from Capra hircus (goat), 1082 nucleotides. RefSeq names its product olfactory receptor 52B4-like. Gene Ontology annotation, molecular function: G protein-coupled receptor activity; olfactory receptor activity. Lineage: Eukaryota; Metazoa; Chordata; Mammalia; Artiodactyla; Bovidae. The transcript has a single exon. Gene Ontology annotation, biological process: G protein-coupled receptor signaling pathway. The record is from RefSeq and is a predicted model, not a curated record. Bases 1 to 951 code for a protein of 316 amino acids. Gene Ontology annotation, cellular component: membrane.